Messenger RNA from Spirodela intermedia, 5462 nucleotides. Lineage: Eukaryota; Viridiplantae; Streptophyta; Magnoliopsida; Alismatales; Araceae. The record is from the annotation of a GenBank genome assembly.
AUGACAUCUAGCCAUCACACCUCGUGUUUCGUUCUUCCUGUGGAAGUUCAUGCACCGAGGACUACCCACCAACGAUCGAGUGAUUGUCACCGAUUAGGAGGUGGAAAGGAGAUAUCAUUGUUGCUCUAUCAUGACAGACAAAAGUAUGGAACAUUUAUUUUUCCAUAGUGAUAUCACUAUCGAGUGUUGACGUCAACUUCUAGUGAAUUAGCUUUCAAUGCUCUCGUACAGACCUACGAGACCAUCACUAGAGGUCUUUAGGAGAGUCAUUGACUCAUCGACAAGUGUCAAGGUUAGUCCCUUCAUCCGUAUCUCCAUAGCAUAUAUGUUAUGGGAAAUAUGGAAGGGACGUAACUCAUCUCAAUUUGUAGGCCAAGUGAUGUGUGCCACAGAGAUUAUAAGGCACAUAACACAAUGGCUUCGGAGUACUCAUUCCUUAGUGCCAAACAAAACAAAACACUCGCAUUCUAUUUGUGAGGCUUUUGGGCUUUGGGAACUCCAUAUCAUACCUACACAGACCUAUACUACUAUCUGAUCUGUUAGAUGGACACCACCGAGGACUGGACAGUGGAAACUCAACGUCAAUAGAGCAUCUCAAGGUAACCCAGGACCAUCUGAAGGAGGAGGUAUCUUACGCGCUAGUACAGGAUGCAUUCUCUUUGCCUUUUUGAACUUUUAUAAUAUAUGAACUAAUAUUGCGGCAGAGGCUAUGGCAAUACGGGAUGGUUUGCUUCUUUGUGAGGAGCAAAAUAUUACUAAUAUUGUCUUAGAAUCUGAUUCCAAAGUGUUAGUGGACAUGUUACGUGUAGACUCUUGUCCUCAUUGGAGGCUCAAGAAUAUCUGGGCAGACAUCAUGCGAUGUCAAGGAUGCAUCACAACUAUUACGCAUCAGUUUCGAGAAGGGAAUCAAAUAGCUGACGCCCUUGCUAUGCAUGGAGUCAGAUCGCGUCGGAGGACAAUCUUCUCUUUUUGGCAGGACAUGCCCCUCAAAGCCCAAGGUGCUCAUAGACUUAAGCGACUCGGCAUACCUUCUUUACGCAUGCACCGCACUCCACUAUCGGCCCCUCCACGGCAGUGGCGUAUUGUUUGGAGGAGACUAGGGGUGGUUACUAUUAGCCGCUGAAGACCACAAUGGAGAUACAGGUACGUGUUUCCUUUAUUUCUAUUUUCAGGUCUAUCACAAGCCACAACUAUGACAUCAUCAUGGCACUCAUCCCAUACCACCGAUGUGGAAUGCACUUUACCUAUCAGCACAAGACGGAUAAGGCACAUUGUAAUCCACUCGAAUAUAUGUUAAAUAAGAAAGAUGCAAAGCCACGUUUAUUAAGAUGGAUUUUAUUGUUGUAGGAAUUUGACUUAGAAAUAAAAGAUAAAAAAGGUUUUGAGAAUGUUGUUACUAACCAUCUUUCUAGAUUAAGUGAUAUAGGAAUAAAUGCAGCACUUUUAUAAGACGCAUUUCUAGAUGAACAAUUGAUGACAACUCAACAUCAACCAUCACCAUGGUAUGCACAUAUUGUUAUUUUUCUGGUUUCUGGAAAAAUUCCAGAACAGUGGGAUAAGAACAAAAAAUAUCAUUUCUUUUCUAAGAUUAGAAAUUAUUUUUGGUAUGAUCCUGAUUUAUAUUACUUGGGCAAUGAUCAAAUUUUAAGGAGAUGUGUUCUUGAAGAAGAAUAUCAUAGCAUUAUUAACAUGUGUCAUUCAUCUAAAUGUGGAGGACAUUUCUCUAGAUGAAAAACAGUUGUAAAAAUUUUUCAGUGUGGUUUUUAUUGGCUUACAAUCAUUAGAAAUUCUAUAGAAUUUAGUAGAACAUAUAUUUCAUGCCAAUCUAUAGGUAACAUGAGUAAAAAAGAUGAAAUACCCAUGAGUAAUAUGUUAGUAGUCGAAAUUUUUGAUGUAUGGGGAAUAGAUUUCAUGGGUCCCUUCCCAUCAGCUGAAAAAUAUGAAUAUAUUUUGCUUGCUGUUGAUUAUGUGUCGAAGUGACUGGAAGUUAUUCCUACUAGAAUUAAUGAUCAUAAAAUCGUGAUGAAAUUUGUGUAGGAAAAUAUUUUUUCGAGAUUUAGAUGUCCUAGAGUGAUUAUUAGUGAUGGAGAAACACAUUUUACAAAUAAACAUUUCAGGGAACUGUUGAAAAAGAAUGGAGUACAUCAUAGAGUAGCCACUCCAUAUCAUCCCCAAAUAAAUGGGCAAGUUGAAGUAGCAAAUAGGAAAAUUUAGAGAAUUUUGAGAAAAAUAGUUAGACCAGAUAGGAAAGAUUGGCCCACGAAAUUACAAGAUGCAUUAUGGGCUUAUAGAACAGCUUAUAAAAAUCCCAUAGGUAUGUCCCCAUUUCGUCUCAAUUUUGAAAAGCCAUGUCAUCUUCUUGUGAAAAUAGAGCAUAAAGCAUUAUGGGAUAUAAAAUAUUUAUGUAUGGAUGAAAAAUCAGCUGGUGGGUAUAGAAUUUUUCAGCUAUAUGAACUAGAGGAGUUGAGGAAUAAAGCUUAUGAAAAUCAUAAAAUAUAUAAAGAAAAAACUAAAACUUUUCAUGAUAAAUACAUUAGUAGAAAAAAAAAAUUGAUGUCGGAGAAAAAGUAUGGUUAUAUGAUUUUAGGCUGAAAUUAUUCCCAGGAAAAUUAAAAUCAAAAUGGAAAGGGCCUUAUGUGGUGGAAGAGACAUAUGAUUAUGGGAUUGUCAUGAUUAAAGAUCUUAAAAGUGAUCAUAACUUUAAGGUAAAUGGACAGCGGCUUAAACAUUACAUAGAACAUGAACGUCUUGCAGAAAAAGAAAUUUUAUUAUUAAAAGAAAUUCAAGAGUAAGACCAAGGAGUCCAGCUGAAGACAUUAAAUUCAGUGCUGCAUGAGAGGCAACCCAUGGUUUUUAUUUCAUUCUGUUUGAUUUUUUUUAAAUUAUGUUUUCCUUAGAAUUUCACAAUACUUGUUUCUGUAUUUAUUUUUUUUUGAAAAAGUGCAAGAGGAGUGUAAGAUGAAGUGAAAAAUUAAAAACGAAGUUGAGGUGAUGUCUUUCUGAGCUUCUUCAUUUAUGAAAAUAUUUUUAAUGCUUAACUUUGCAGAUAUGCAUGCUUCACUUGAAAAUUAUAUUUUCUACAUAUUUUGUUUCGAGUUUUCUGUGUCAUUGAGGACAAUGUCAUUUUUAAGUUGGGGGGUGAAGUAUUCAUUAUUUUAUGCUGUAAGACGAUUAAGAACAUGUGUUUCCAUUUUAUUCAACUUAGAACAACAACAAAAAAUAAAAAUAAAAUAAAAUUCAGAAAAACUGCAACAUUUAUUUUCUGGUUUUCUAUUAGAAACAACAGAUUGUCAAAAACAGCAGACAAAAACUAGCUCGAAAUUUGAAAUUCUAGAAGACCCUUUUCUCACAUUUCAAUCCCCUAGAUAUAUAUUACUGAAAUUCAAAAUUACAGUUAUAAAGAGGAUAGUUUUGAUUUAUUUUUGAUAAAUUUAUUGCUGCUAAAAAUAGAAUUGAAAAUAGAAAACAAAACUGUCAGAACUAUCUAAUUUACAAAUUCCUUACAUCAUAUUACAUGCAUGAAAAAUUAAAUCAAUUAGAUUGAUUGACACCAAAAGAUACUAGGAAGAUUAUUAUUCAGUCAAAAGAAUGAUCUAGUAGCGCAAAAUGUUGGAAUACUCCUUGGAUACAUGAUAGAUAACAUGGACUUGAUUUUACAGAUUUUCACUUCAUGAUCUUGAUGGAUAGUAUUUACUUGAUGUGAAAAUUUGAUUGAUCAUUUGAGUUUAAUGGAGAUUUUUGCACCCUGAUCUAUAGGACUUGUGAGGAAAAAUCACUUAUUUCGAAAAAAAAAAAGAGAGAACAAUGUGAAAAAUCUAAAAAUGAAGAGUACACAUAGAGGGUGUGAAACAUCAUUCUCAUUGUUGAAAAUCGUGCAUAAAAAAACAUUUGUUGAAAAAUAAGUAGAUAAAGUGAAAGCCCUGAAAAUGAAGAGUACACAUGGAGGGUGUGAGACAUCAUUUUUAUUGUCGAAAUUUGUCUACAAGAAAAGCUACUUAUCCACUAUAUAUAUAUAUAUAAAAAGGAAGAAAUAUAGUGCAAACUUCAAAAAUCAAGUCAUAGAAAAAGGGAAAUGUAAGAUCAAUAUUAUUCUUGGAUGAGUGUUGAUAAUUAGAACAUCUUGUAAAUACAUCUAUGAGUGAAGAAGUGAUAAAGAUGUGAAUAGAAGAAGUGAAGUCUAGAUUGUUAUUCCAAUGAAUGUUUAAACAUUUAAACACUACACAACAAUCCUCCCGAAUGCUCAGGAUUCCGGUGCAUUGCUGACGCAUCGUCGUCGCGACGUUGGAACUCUAUUUUCCUGCUUUCAAUUUACUUUACAUUUCAUUUAGUGAUAAUUUUUAUAUUUUUAAUUUACCAAAAUAUACUUUGUUCUAUUACGAUUCUUCUGGCUUUUAUAGAUCUUAAUUUGAUCAAUUAAAUCAUUUGUAAUCACUUACGUAAGAAUCACCGGGUGGAACUCUAUUUCUGCCUGAUUCGCGCUCACCGGGCACUGAUGUCAUCCUAACGUUCGCGCCCUUAUUUCCCUUUUUCAUGAAUUUUAAAUAUAUUUCCUUUUUAUUUCCUAGUAUAAAAUUCAUAUAAAAUCAUAUUCAUUGAGAAAAAUUUUGAAUAAUUACCAUAUAUUAUAUUAUAUCCUUGUGAUCAACUUGGAAAAUUACCGUUAUUUUUGGAAUUUUUAUUGAAUUAUAAUUGAUAUAUUUAUUUAGAAAUACUUCUAAAUAUCCAAAAAUUCAUAUUUUCUAGUUUUAUAAAUUUUAUAUUUGCAUGAUUUAAUAUACAACAACUGAGUCAAGUUAGAUGUCCUGAUGCAAUUGACUAACAUGUUGGGCGAAUGCGACACCAUCCUCGGAAACUCUAACAUGAGGGUCUAGGGUACUAGAUCUAGGGGCUUGCGAGGUACUAAGCCGUGUGCGAUCUCGAAGGGGCUCAUGCCAGAGGUAUGGUUGGUCGAGGAGUUAUAGGCAAACUCGGCACGUGGUAUGAUCAGAUCUCAAGUGGUUAAGCUCUCACCGACUAAUGACCGAAGUAGAUUCCCUAAGCUAUGAUUGACAACCUCGAUCUGGCCGUCAGUUUGUGGGUGGUAAGUAGUGGAGAACUUGAGCUUAGUCCCAAGUAAGCUCCAAAGAGUCUUCCAGAAGUGGCUCGUAAACUGUACAUCAUAGUCUAAGACUAUAGACUUGGGUAGAUGAUAAGUCUUCAUUAUCAUGAGUUAAUAAUUAGUAAAUAAUAUAGUUUUAGCCUUAACUCAUGAUAAAUAGACUUAUAUUUGUGUUAAAGCAUGAAAAGUGGUUUUCAGUUGAUUAACAUGAAUUUUUGGGUAAUUAUGUGAUUUUAUACGAUUUUUACAGUCUUAGUUUUGAGAUAAAUGAAGAACAAGAAAUAAAAAUAAAAAUAUUGCAAAAUGGGGGGAUCCGCCAGCCAGCCGGGCUCGCAAGCGGGUCAGAAGCGCAGUCGGGGAGUAG